Erpetoichthys calabaricus (reedfish) is the source of this 1614-nucleotide messenger RNA. It is a transcript of the gene osr2, whose product is annotated as odd-skipped related transciption factor 2. The record is from RefSeq and is a predicted model, not a curated record. The coding region runs from base 386 to 1306 and encodes 306 amino acids. Gene Ontology annotation, molecular function: RNA polymerase II transcription regulatory region sequence-specific DNA binding; DNA-binding transcription factor activity, RNA polymerase II-specific. Gene Ontology annotation, cellular component: nucleus. The transcript is spliced from 4 exons. NCBI's taxonomy places the organism in Eukaryota, Metazoa, Chordata, Cladistia, Polypteriformes, Polypteridae. Gene Ontology annotation, biological process: urogenital system development; embryo development; regulation of transcription by RNA polymerase II.
UCUGGUGAGCAGGGUGCAUAUCUGUAGCAAACAAUUCAAAUGCUGCAGGUGAACGAACUCAUCCAAGCGUCGGCGGAGUGGCGGGGUGACACUUUUCACUCCCGCUUAUCUUUGGACGAAUGGGAUUUCUUCUGGAAUUAGGCGGUGGGUGGGGUGUGCGCGAAGCACGAAGUGUGAGGAUAACCUUUUGCUUUGGAGAGGCGCCUUGAGCCCAGACGCAGUUGUGCCCUUAAUUAAAGAUAACCUGCAGUGAUUUACGGCCUCACCAAGUCUGAAGUGGCUCGAGAGGCUGCCAUGACGUGUUAGGUGGCACCACGUCUCCAAGGAUCCAGGUUUUAGAAAUCUGCUCUCAUCCACGGAUCCUCCUUUGCCGGACAGCGGGACUAUGGGAAGUAAAGCGCUGCCCGCUCCCAUCCCGCUGCACCCCCCUCUCCAGCUCACCAACUACUCCUUCCUCCAGGCGGUUAACACCUUUCCAGCUGCUAUGGACCAUCUACAGGGCUUGUAUGGGCUGAGUGCGGUGCAGACCAUGCAUAUGAACCACUGGACGCUAGGCUACCCUAACAUGCAAGGACUCCGUUCUACAAUAACUGAGAUGGCAGCCGCGCAAGGACUAAUGGACGCCAGAUUCCCGUUCCCGGCGUUGCCACUGGCAGCACAUCUCUUUCACCCCAAGCCGGGCGUGGCACACGUUAUACCCGCUCUGCACAAAGAGCGCCCUCGGUUCGACUUUGCCAACCUUGCCAUCGCGGCCACCCAAGAGGACCCACCCAAGUCCGGGGACCUUGCUAAACUGACCGGAGCCAUCUCAGAAAUCAGCAAACUGUCCCCCGAUAGGAAGCCCACGAGGGGUAGGCUGCCGUCCAAAACUAAAAAGGAAUUUAUCUGCAAGUUCUGCGGCAGGCAUUUUACCAAAUCCUAUAAUCUGCUCAUUCACGAACGGACUCAUACGGACGAGCGGCCGUACACCUGCGACAUCUGCCACAAGGCCUUUAGGAGACAAGACCACCUCAGGGACCACAGAUAUAUCCAUUCUAAAGAGAAACCUUUCAAAUGUCAGGAAUGCGGGAAGGGAUUUUGUCAAUCGAGGACAUUAGCGGUGCACAAAACCCUACACAUGCAGGAAUCUCCUCACAAAUGUCCCACAUGUGGAAGAACCUUUAAUCAAAGAAGUAACCUGAAAACUCACCUUCUCACCCAUACAGACAUCAAGCCCUACAGCUGCGAGCGAUGCGGGAAGGUGUUCCGGCGCAACUGCGACCUGCGGCGGCACAGCCUGACACACAGCCCCCUCCAGGAGUACUAAACCUGCACACGGGAGGGCAAAAGCUCACAAAUGGGAGAACUAAGCAUGAAGCACAAGGGACUAACCCUCCAUCCUUUGCUGCCUGCUACAGACUCUGGCACCGUGCAGAAACUGAAGUAGUUCUGGAGACAAUGCGGCCCCGUGGUGUGCUCUUCCUACAUUCGGCUCGCUUUUUCAGAGCUGCUGUACAUAUAUGUAAAUACGUAUACUUUUUUGUUUUUAUAUGUUUUUUAUACAAAUUGUAAAAGUUUUCAAUGUCGAAAAUAUGUUUAAAUGUAUUUUAGAAAUAAAAGAAAGUACUAUUCUCA